Emiliania huxleyi CCMP1516 is the source of this 1266-nucleotide messenger RNA. RefSeq lists its product as hypothetical. The record is from RefSeq and is a predicted model, not a curated record. Gene Ontology annotation, molecular function: ATP binding; protein serine/threonine kinase activity. Bases 38 to 1237 code for a protein of 399 amino acids. Lineage: Eukaryota; Haptophyta; Isochrysidales; Noelaerhabdaceae. Gene Ontology annotation, biological process: intracellular signal transduction; protein phosphorylation. The transcript has a single exon.
ACGCCGCUCGCUUUCAGCCAAGCCCUUGUUCGGCGGGAUGGUCGCAUCACCGCCGUCCAGCGCACCGUCUCGUCGCUGCUCUCGCCACCGCCUCUUUCCUCCGCCGUCCGUCGCACCGUCGCCUCGCGGCUCCGACCACGGCUUCUCUCCACCUCCGCCGUCGGCCCGGCGCUGGCGAAUUACCUCAACUAAGCUCGGCACCGGCUCCUUCAGCGACGGUGUGUUCUCGGCUUCUGGCGGCGGUGUGGAGGUUGCGGUCAAGGUCGUGUCCAGCAUGGUCCGCGGCGCGCCAAACAUCGUGAACGAGGCCGAGAUCCUCAAGCGGCUUGGCCCUCACAGCAAUAUUGUCGCCAUGUACGCGCACGGCUAUGCGCGUACUAUCAUCGAGGGAUGUGGUGGGCUUCUGUCGCGCCUGCCCUGGUCGUAUCCGGCCCGUGUGCCUCUAGACGCGUACUGCGUCGUGCUCGAGAAGGUGUCCGGAGGCGAGCUCUACGACCGGAUCGCCCGCGCCGGACGACCGCGGCCGCUGGAAGAGGCCGAGGCGCGGCGCAUCUUUGGCGGCAUCGCGGCGGCCGUGUCGCACUGCCACGCCCACGGGAUCGCUCACCUCGACCUCAAGCUCGAAAACAUCCUCCUCACCGAGAGCGGGGGCGUCAAGCUGAUCGACUUUGGCCUCUCGCACGCCUACCGGCCCCGCGGCGACUCGCGCGGCGGGUACCACCGCGAGACGCCUCUGCAGAACCUCGUCGGCUCCAGCGGGUACGCGGCGCCAGAGGUCUGGUUCAACUGCGGCGGCUACGACGGCCUGACUGCCGACGUCUGGUCUAUGGGCGUGAUCCUCUACUUGAUGCUGUUUGGCUUCUUCCCCUUUAGCCGCGACGACGACGCUGCCUUUGCGGAUGCGGUCAACGCGCUGAACGAGGCGCAGCGGCAGGGCCGCGGGCGUAGCCUGCUCGUCGCAGGCUCGUUGCGCGAGCCUCCCAGUCCGCUCGCGGUCGAGCUGCUGGACGCGAUGCUGACGGUGAAGCCGAGCCGGCGCACGAAAGCGAAGGCGGUCCUCGGACACCAGUGGCUGAAACGGGGCGACAGCACGCCCCUUACGGAGCGCUCGUUGCCGGCGCCGACGACGCCGACCAAGGCGGUCCGAGUCACAGAGGGCCUCGCUCCAGAGGGCCACGGGUCUCCGCGGUCGAUCAUGGAGGACCCAUUCGGAGCCGGGAAGAGGAAGUCGAUUUAAGGUUUCCCGUAAAUUUGAACACCCUUUUC